CUGGGAGUGCGUGGCCAUCCUCGAGGACGCGCAGGGCCGCACCAUCCGCGCCUGCGAUAUCGUGCCCGUUGCAGGUCGCCCGAUGGCCGCUACUUGGCGUCCGUGAGCUUCGACGCCACCACCGUCAUCUGGGAGAAGCAGGGCAGCUCGUACGAAGUCAUCUCGAGCCUGGAGGGCCACGAGAGCGAGGUCAAGAGCGUGGCCUGGAGCCCGUCGGGCUCCUACCUGGCCACCUGCAGCCGCGACAAGAGCGUCUGGAUCUGGGAGGCCGACGCCGACACGGACUUCGAGUGCAUCUCGGUGCUGCACGGCCACACGCAGGACGUCAAGUUCGUGGCCUGGCACCCGACCGAGGACCUGCUCGUGUCGGCCAGCUACGACGACACCGUCCGCAUCUGGGCCGAGAACGACGACGACUGGUACUGCAAGGAGACGCUGGCGGGCCACACGUCCACUGUCUGGGGCGUGGCGCUCAACCCGCAGGGCACGCAGAUGGCCUCCGUGUCCGACGACACGGACGUGGUCGUCUGGCAGCGUGACGUCAAUAGCAAGGAGGUGAACGAGGACGGAAGCCCGAAGGAGUGGAAGCAGGCCUUCACGGUGUCUGGCUGCCACGAGCGCACCAUCUUCAGCGUGGACUGGUCCAAGCACGGCGACUUGCUGGUGACCGGCGCCGCCGACAACGCCAUCCGGGUGUUCCAGGGCCAGCCGACAGAUUCGCCCUCCUCGUUCGAGCUGGCAGUUCAGCAGAAAGAGGCACACGCGAGUGACAUCAACUGCGUGCGGUGGAGUCCGCAACUGCAGGAGGACGGUGGCAAGAAGGCACUGCUGCUCGCGUCUGCAAGCGACGACGGCCUUGUGCGCAUCUGGAAGUUGCAGUUGCCCUAG
Messenger RNA from Phytophthora sojae, 888 nucleotides. RefSeq lists its product as hypothetical. The annotation marks the transcript as partial. Gene Ontology annotation, biological process: iron-sulfur cluster assembly. The transcript is spliced from 3 exons. The record is from RefSeq and is a predicted model, not a curated record. Gene Ontology annotation, molecular function: protein binding. NCBI's taxonomy places the organism in Eukaryota, Oomycota, Peronosporomycetes, Peronosporales, Peronosporaceae. Gene Ontology annotation, cellular component: cytosolic [4Fe-4S] assembly targeting complex.